AUGCCCGGUUCACCUAGCAAGCUCUCCAGAGUCGACCAAGAGAGAUGGCUUGACCAACAAUGGGGCGGCAAGUCUUGGCUCCUCGACGACGUCCGCAGCGCGCAUCAAAACCCCCCCAAGCAGAACGAACUCAGUGCUGGUGCACUCGACUCCCUGAUCAAGAUCACCAAGUUGGCCCAAGAAAACGGCAUCGCGCUGACAUCCCUGUGGAGUCAGGUGCCACCCUACAAUGUCCUUUGGAUCGGUGUUCGCCAGCAUCCUAGAGAUUCUCUCCGACUGACUAGCGAGGUCGCGAAAGCUGCUCUCAGUAGUCUCAAAGCGAUCGUACAUUCUCAAAGUGCUCAAGAGGCUGGCGGCCCAUCAGAGGUAAUCAUUGUGGAGUCCCGAGAGACUGAGCCUGGUGCCUGUAUGUACGGCGGAAGUGACGACAUUGAAAGCGACAGCAGCGAUGAUGGGGAUAUUGAGUCCGUCCUCAUGGUCACACGAAGCCCAAGCGUCAUCUUGGGAGGCUGCCCCGGAUCGCCAGUCAAGUCGCCAGUCAAAUCACCAGUCAAAUCACCAGCCAAAUCGCCAGUCAAGGUCGUGGGCAACAGCGACAAGAAGACCAUUCCGAUCUCCGUUUACACUUACCAGGGUCCCCAAGACCAGAAACCUGCUGUUUCGAAUGCCGGCUCUCUACCUCUGCCCACACAAAUGAACACUUCUCGUCAUUUCACCCAAACACAAGCUGCCACUUCAUCUAAGCGCAAAAGAGAGAAAGAAUCCAUUACAACAACCCCACAGCGAUAUUCGAAGCGUGCCGAAACUUCUAAGGGAGAAGAGGAGGUGGUUAACCAAGCCACCACCAUUUAUAAGCAGCUCACCAGCAAUAUGAAACUCAUGGAUGGAACGCUUCAAUUCCUUACAAAAGCUCUCGUUUCCUGGCUACCAUUGGAACAGGGAAAGGUCAAGGUCCUCGACCCUCUCUGGUUCAAAGUUGACGGCACAACUGCUUGCUACAACGUCAAGCUCGACGGGUAUACCAUCCUUUGCUUCCCUAUCCAUCACCUCAAGCCUAAGCACUGGACCUUGGCUAUUGUCGACAUUGAUCAUGAUGAGAAAUCCAUGAUACUCAAUCACCACGACUCAACCCCUAGCGAAGAGCGUUUCAAUUCCGUUUGCGACGGCUUCCAGAAAUGGAAUGAGACCGCCGGACACAAGUUUGAGCUGCGGUUCAACAAUGUCGCCCCCUGCACUCCACAGCGGGAUAAAAUCAGCUGUGGAAUUCACGUCCUCUCCUGUCUGCGACACGCCCUGACAAACAGACACUGCCCCCAAUCGCUCAACCCGUAUGCUGAGCGCAGAUUCUUCAUCCGAAAGAUCAAGGAGUCUAAUUCUUACGAAGGCGAUUAUCCCCUACAGGAAGUCAAGAAGAUGUUCCAAAAGCAGGAACAAGGAAUGCUAGUGGAAUCGGUUCGAAAACGGACGGCUGAGUCCCUCGAAUCAGAUAGACAUCUUGCGGCUAUUGCCGUAGACCGCGCCGGCGAUGCACUAACAAAUGCUCAGGCCACGCUGAGCCGGCUUCGAAUCGAGCAGGAUACUUUGGCUGAAGCACUCACUCGCCUCGAUGCUGCUGUUGAGAUUAAAUCGGAGCCCACUCGCCAUUUGAACCUCGAGCCCUUGGACCGAGGUGAUAGCCAAGAAGACCUCUCUGCCCAACUGAGUCGAUACAGCAAAACGCUGAUGGAUCAGAGCUUCGCCAACGGGUCUGAGGUAGGCAGAAAGAUCAUCCACGAACAUUAUGAGGAGAUCGUCGAAAAGCUGAAGCAAGCUGAAAAGGAUGUUGCCCAGAAACAAGAGGAACUUGAUGAGGCGAAAAAGGCCCGGGAUAUCAAGACUCAGACCUGCGAACUGAAAGAGAACAUGGACAACAUUUUGAAACAUAAUGGGUCCUCUCUUUGGAACAAUUGGUUUUGA
Molecule: messenger RNA, 1956 nt
Organism: Fusarium subglutinans
Lineage: Eukaryota; Fungi; Ascomycota; Sordariomycetes; Hypocreales; Nectriaceae
Exons: 2
Coding region: 1-1956 (651 amino acids)
Source: RefSeq, a predicted model, not a curated record